AUGACUGCUCUCCGGAACCCAAAGGGAACAGCCAUUGCAUCGAGAAGGGAGAUGGAGAAAAGCAUCCACGACUUCUACUCUGAUCUCUUCGACAGCCAUGUCCACUUGCCUCCUCACCACCUGAGGGAAGAUGGACAAGUCAUUCCAGAGGUUCUCCCGUCCGAAAUACGACAUGCUAUCAUGUCGGUAAGAAAUCGUGCGGCAUCCGGUCCCGACAGAAUAAGACCAGAACACCUGAAGAGCCUUCCGCCAGUACUCAUCAACACCCUGGCGAGGCUCUUUACACGUUAUCUGUCCGAAUGCGAGGUUCCUAAACAGUGGAAGACUAGCAAGACCGUGUUGUUGUAUAAAAAGGGAGAUCCACAUGAAAUCGGCAACUAUCGUCCAAUCUGCCUAUUUUCCGUCAUCUACAAGCUCUUUACAAGAGUGAUCCUUAAUAGGAUUGAAAAAGUCCUGGAUGAAGGACAGCCAUGCGAGCAAGCAGGGUCUCGAAAAGAAUUAAGCACGAUUGACCACAUUCACACUGUUUCGAAACUCAUCGAGGUAUCACGAGAGUACAAGAUGCCGCUCUGUCUCACCUUCAUCGACUUGAAGAAGGCCUUCGACUCAGUUGAGACGGAAGCGGUCGUGGAAGCCGUGGACAACCAAGGCGUCCCUACUCAGUACAUAAAGGUACUUCGAGAGUUGUACAGUAACUUCACGACCGGAAUUUCGCCAUUCUACAAGAACAUCAUCAUUGACGUGAAGAGGGAGCUCCGACAGGGUGAUACAAUUUCACCCAAAAUAUUCACAGCCACCCUCGAGAACGCAGUGCGAAAGUUGGAAUGGGACGACAUGGGAGUGAAGGAUGAUGGUCGGCAGCUACACCAUUUGCGCUUUGCUGAUGACAUCGUACUGAUAACACCUAGCAUCAGCCAAGCGGAACGAAUGUUGACCGAAUUCGACGAAACAUGUGGAUGCAUCGGUCUUCAGCUGAAUCUGCAAAAGAACAUGUUCAUGCGGAACGGAUGGGUCUCGGAUGCCCCAUUCACGCUCAACGGAACGAACAUAUCCGAAUGCACCAGUUACGUUUUUUUCUGGGUUGGGAACUGA
Necator americanus (New World hookworm) is the source of this 1092-nucleotide messenger RNA. RefSeq lists its product as uncharacterized. The record is from RefSeq and is a predicted model, not a curated record. The transcript has a single exon. NCBI's taxonomy places the organism in Eukaryota, Metazoa, Nematoda, Chromadorea, Rhabditida, Ancylostomatidae. Bases 1 to 1092 code for a protein of 363 amino acids.